Molecule: messenger RNA, 375 nt
Organism: Fulvia fulva
Lineage: Eukaryota; Fungi; Ascomycota; Dothideomycetes; Mycosphaerellales; Mycosphaerellaceae
Exons: 1
Coding region: 1-375 (124 amino acids)
Source: RefSeq, a predicted model, not a curated record
AUGCCGCCGCAUGAUCAGAAGAUGGUUGAGACUGCUCUAGCUCUCGUAGCACUUUGUUCAGAAGUCCCAUACCUGCUUGGCUACUACUUCGAGCAUCUGCGGGCAGGAGAGGCGUCCUCGGCGACUCUAUUGCUUGUCAUGAGUACUACGGGAUUCUUGAGCACAAUAGUGUUCGGGCUGAUGGCGUCCUUCGCUCUGAUGAAGUUCCAGGAGCAGGGAGUGUCUCAGGGAGAGUAUUGCGACGGAAAGGCAAAGAGUGCAACGGUUUGUGAGGACCUUGAGAAAGGAGAACGUAGUGCAGAGGGGUCGAUUAAUGGCACGGUCGGUGAUGGUAUGAUGGAGAUGCGCGUGGACGUGGAGAGUCGCAAAGCAUGA